UUUCCUACUCGUUCAAAAAUGCAGAUUUUAUGAGCAUAAAUGGUUGAUAAUUUAUGUACACUUUAGAACAUAAAGUGAUUGGUGUGCAGGUGAUGCCAACCUAUUCUACUGUGGCUGUGUUCUUCAGUUCACUUGACAUUUUUGAUGACUAUUGUUUGACUAUUAGUCUGUUUGCAGGAAAAGGGUUAAAAAUGAGGUGUGUUGCUGCCCUCAUGUGCUUCACCCUGCUCACAUUGCUGGCCACAAGUCUGGGUGGCCCACUGUCAGCAGAGAUUGUGAGGAACCAUGUCAAACUGCUGGCGCAAACCACAAUAGUGAGGAUACAGAGGCUUAGUGAUGAGGUAAAAGUCCCUGUUCGCCUUGUUUUUCAGUCAUGCUUCACACAAGGGUUCCAGAUUUCACCAAACAUGGUUUUCAGUGGCCUGGAACUCCCCCUUGACAAGCCCAUCAAGGGUUUGAGCUCCAUACUAGAAAACCUUGACACUUUCCAGGUGAUUCUAGUGCAUCUGCAGAUGAGCAGCACCAGCCAGAUCCAUGCUGACAUUGCCAGCCUCCAGGGUGUGGUGCGCUCUCUGGCCCUGCUCUUGGACUGCCCAUCCCACAAGGCAGGAGGUGAUGGCCACCUGGAGACCUUCCUCAGAUCCAGCACAGCCUUCCAUGUCACCAUUGGGAGCAUCACACUCAACAGGCUAGAGAUGUUCCUCAGCAAUCUCACAAUGGACUUGGACCUCCUAGAAAAGUGCUAAAAAUUGGUGUCUCUUUUUAAAGAAUAAAAUUGCUCAGCCAUACACUGUUAUUUAACAUAUUUAUGAAAGCAAAUGUUACAUUUUUUAGCAAGUAUGUUCUGUGCCUUUAAGAAGGUGGUAAAUAAUAGCUACCCAUAAGGAGCAAAUACUGCAAAGCAGCAAAAGACUUUAUGGCAUUUUGUUGUGUGAGGUCCUACAGAUAUGCAACUGUAUUACAAUGUUAGUACUUUAUCAGCUUUAAUUUAAUUGGUACAGGGUUAAUUAUGCCAUUAACACCAGUCUUUCUUUCCAUCUUAAAUAGCUUUUCUCCAGUUGCACAUUUACACUUUUUGUAACAAAACUACUUUUCUGCUCUGAAACAGAAUAAAUUUCUCUCAACUGCAAUGUAACAUUUUUCUAAGGACUGUUGUGAAACAUAAAUAAAUGGUGCUUUUCCCUAUAUGGAAGCACCAAUGUAUUUUACAAAUUUGUAAGAAAAUUAUUUGUGUAUUCUGUUAAGAGUGGUAACUUUGAACACCAGUGAGUGCUUUUUACCUUUUGGGAAACUGGGAGUCAAUGGAGGUAAGUGGUGUGUUUUCAUGGAGUGGUUUUCAUUUAGAAGAAGUGCUUCACAGGUGAGUGGUAUUUAUUUCUCUUUUUGGAUUAGGGAACCCAUCAAUGUAUUCUUAGCUGCGUUUUAUCAGCACAAUUGCCCUGGAGGUUAGAAAAUGUGUUGGGUUUUGAAGGGAUGGGGGGGAGGAAAAAAAAAAAAAAAAUCCUUCAAAAAAAGGCUGUGCUGCAGGGUCCAGUGUCUAAAUGUCAGUGGAAAGAAAGACCACAAUUUGGCUUUAGAAACACUGGGAUCAAUUACAUUUCAGUAAAAGUAUUAUAAUUUAAACCAUCAUUUCCUGGGCAAAAAAGGUCUGCUUCACAGCAGCAGUUCCAUUAAGGAGGACUCUUCUGGUGUGUUAUUUUCUGAACAAUGGAGGCAUAAACAGACAUUUGCUUGGGGCAAUAAAUUAUUGUACAGUUUAACUUGUGACAUUGCAGUAACAGGAGAUGCUUGGUAGCUUCUGAAUGUUUGGAGGGGCAAUUGACUCACAAACACCAAGCCUAUGGGUUCAGUUACCCACAUGUGCUGCGCUUCUGUUCACAGACCAGUGUGUGGUUGCAAAAAAAAAAUUACAAAACAGUCUUUAAAAAUGUCAUGUUGGCAUAACAGAUGGUCCCCUGAAAUGACUGGAGGACCACUAGCUGUGGUGGAGUUGUUACACCUCCCAUCAACUACAAUCUGCAUUCAUCACGAUCAUGUCACAUUAUAUGGUUUUGUGAGAACCUGCUCUACAUGUGUUUAAAAGCCUCACUCAC
This is a messenger RNA of Scleropages formosus (Asian bonytongue), 2093 nucleotides long. It is a transcript of the gene lepb, whose product is annotated as leptin b. The coding region runs from base 54 to 746 and encodes 230 amino acids. The transcript is spliced from 3 exons. The record is from RefSeq and is a predicted model, not a curated record. Gene Ontology annotation, cellular component: extracellular region. NCBI's taxonomy places the organism in Eukaryota, Metazoa, Chordata, Actinopteri, Osteoglossiformes, Osteoglossidae. Gene Ontology annotation, biological process: signal transduction. Gene Ontology annotation, molecular function: hormone activity.